Molecule: messenger RNA, 2116 nt
Organism: Rhodamnia argentea
Lineage: Eukaryota; Viridiplantae; Streptophyta; Magnoliopsida; Myrtales; Myrtaceae
Product: venom phosphodiesterase 2
Exons: 1
Coding region: 264-1775 (503 amino acids)
Cellular component (GO): vacuole
Source: RefSeq, a predicted model, not a curated record
ACCACCCUUCCUUGGUGGGGACUCAAUCAAAGAACUCCGGUCAGUCUCGUCUUCUCCGACGGCGACCUCUCACCCAUCGAUCUCCCCUCAAACCCACCUUCAUUUUCACUUCAUUUCUUGACCUUCCAGUCUCUCUCUCUCUCCUCCUCCGAACCCAGAUCGAGAGCUCCUUCAUUUGCCCGGUUCUUGAAAAUUUCUGCAAUCCUCGGACGAAUCGGAGGCUUGGAAGCUUUCUCCGCUGGAAAAAGCUUCGAUUUUGCGACAUGGGCUCCGACAAACAAGCCCCGAUAAUCACCCAAGAAGAGGACCCUCCGAACCCAUCCACCGCGCUCCUCUCGUUCGACACUGACUCGGUCGACGAGUCGACGAAACCGAAGUCCUCGGCUCAAAGACCCGUGGCCACCGUCGCCUUCAUCUCUCUCCUCCUCGUCACUUGCAUCGCUCUCUCCGCCGCCGCCGCGUUCGCCUUCCUUUUCUUCUCUAAACCUCCACCUUCCACUUCUCCGUCGUCGUCGUCGGCGUCGGCAUCAGCGUCGAACGCGUCUAAUUCCGAUUCCAAUUCAAUUGAAACCACCGCUCGCUCUCUCAAGAAGCUGCAGAAGCCGGUGGUUCUUCUGAUCUCGUCCGACGGGUUCCGGUUCGGGUACCAAUUCAAGACCCCGACCCCGAACAUCGGCAGGCUGAUCGCGAACGGGACUGAGGCCGAGGCGGGCCUGAUUCCGGUAUUCCCUACUCUCACUUUCCCUAAUCAUUACUCGAUUGUCACUGGCUUGUACCCUGCUUAUCACGGCAUCAUCAAUAACCACUUUGUGGAUCCUCAUACUGGGGACACCUUCAAUAUGGCUAGUCAUGAGCCCAAGUGGUGGCUCGGCGAGCCUUUGUGGGAAACCGUGGUGAAUCAUGGGUUGAAGGCCGCCACUUACUUUUGGCCAGGAUCUGAGGUUAAUAAAGGAUCGUGGACUUGCCCUGAGCGUUUCUGCAGGUUUUACAAUGCAUCAGUGCCGUUCGAGGAGCGGGUCGAUUCGGUCUUGAAGUUCUUCGACGUGCCUAGUAAUGAGAUACCUGCGUUCAUGACUUUGUAUUUCGAGGAUCCUGAUCAUCAGGGUCAUGAGGUUGGGCCUGAUGAUCCUCAGAUCACCGAGGCAGUUGCGAGGAUCGAUAGGAUGAUUGGAAGGUUGAUCGAGGGUCUAGAGAAGAGAGGGGUUUUUGAGGAUGUUAAUAUAAUCAUGCUUGGUGAUCAUGGGAUGGUUGGGACUUGCGAUGAAAAGCUGAUAUUCUUGGAUGAUUUGGCAUCUUGGAUUGACAUCCCGGCAAAUUGGGUGCAAUCUCACAGUCCAUUGCUGGCGAUCCGUCCUCCUUCAAGUGUAUCACCGGCUGAUGUCGUUGAGAAGAUGAAUGAGGGAUUGAGAUCCGGCAAAGUUGGGAAUGGACAGUAUUUGAAGAUGUAUCUCAAGGAAGACUUGCCAAGUAGGCUUCAUUAUGCGGCGAGUGAUCGGAUUACGCCCAUAGUAGGGUUGAUUGAAGAGGGAUACAAGGUGGAACAGAAGAGAAAGAAGCACCAGGAAUGCGGAGGAGCGCACGGCUAUGACAAUGAUAUCUUCUCCAUGAGGUCGAUCUUCAUUGGUCAUGGUCCUGAGUUCGCUAGGGGGCGAAAAGUCCCUUCUUUUGAAAACGUUCAGAUAUACAACUUGGUCACUUCGAUUUUGAAGAUACAGGGUGCUUCAAAUAAUGGAUCUGCUUCUUUUUCAAAAUCUAUUCUUUUGCCUAGCCCGUGAUGUUUCUCUCUACAGCAGCUUCAGAUCAGCCUCGCCUCACCGCUUCUAGGACGUCAGCGAAGCAAACCGAGCAUCUUGAUAUAAUGCAAAAAACAUGUAUCUAGGAGUUCGCCUAGGUAACAGUCACGGAUCUAGAAAUCAGGCAGUUCACUAGAGAGGUAAGGUUCUUGAAUGCUUUGGAUCAUUCCUUGGUCAGUAAUGUGGCAUAUAUGUUUAGUAGUGGAAUGCUAUUAAUUUGCCUAAGUCAUUUCCAUUCAUUAUGAGCUCAAUCUGUGAGAACAUAAAUGGUUUAUGUGAUACCGAUGAUAUAUGUCAUCUGGUGGCAGCAAUUGCUUUUGUCA